Molecule: messenger RNA, 1613 nt
Organism: Zea mays
Lineage: Eukaryota; Viridiplantae; Streptophyta; Magnoliopsida; Poales; Poaceae
Product: adenosine 5'-phosphosulfate reductase-like 7
Exons: 4
Coding region: 144-1037 (297 amino acids)
Source: RefSeq, a predicted model, not a curated record
UAGUCUAAUCAAACCCUGAUUCCACGAAGGGCACACCAAACCUCGAAAGAUUCCCAAAGCUGACCCUCUAGAAAGCCAAGAAAACUCACUCCUCUCUCCUCUCUCUCUCUCUCUCUCGCCUCUCGCCUCCGUCGGCCGUCGCCAUGACCCGCGUCCUCCUCCCCCUGCUUCUGCUGCUGGCGCUGCCUGGUGCGUAUGCACGCCCGGCGCGGCAGUAUCUGGGACAGUGUCCGGGGCUGGAGUACGGGCUGCCGCCGUUCGCCGCCGCGCUCCGGGCAACCUGCCCCGUCUCGACGGAGGGGUACUGGCCCCCCUACGAGGUUGUUAGUGGGGAGGAGCUUCUGAGGAUGUUGGAUGGCAAGGAAAAGCACACGGCUGUCCUUUUCUAUGCAUCAUGGUGCCCUUUCUCUCAAAGAACCAGAUCAGUCUUUGAUGAUCUGAGCUCAAUGUUUCCACGGGUUAAGCACUUGGCCGUGGAAGAGUCCAGCAUCAUGAAGAGCAUUUUGUCAAGGUACCAUGUCCGUGCACUGCCUUCCAUAAUAAUAGCUCGCAACUCACACGUGUUCUGGCCUCUUGGUUCCAAAGAUCUCGACUCCCUGGUCAGCCUUUACACUGCUGCUACAGGUGAAGAGCCAGUGGCAUACAUCGGUAGCCGGAAGUGGAGCGCAGCGCAAAGCACAGACGGCUAUGCAAAGGCUUGGAACAGCUCAAUUAUUAGUGAAACAGUGAAGCGAGAACCCUACCUUGCAUUGAGCAUCCUGUUUAUUUGCAUGAGGGUGUUCUUUUUCUUCUUCCCAAAGUCAUUUGCCCUCAUCCAAGACUUGUGGACCGGAUACCGCGAGCAGAUCAACCUCGGAAUCCUCGGCAGAUUGGCCCAGCUGCUUGAAUGCGUGCCUCACGCCGUGGAUGUGAGGAAGGUGUGGAGCAAGUUGAGGCUCGUGGUUGGAGCUAAUGAGAACGGUAGGGUCUGGGCAGCCCUAACUUCGUUGCCCCUUGGUGGGCGACCUUCUCCGAUCCACGGGUUGCUGUUGGACUGAUUGGCUCGACCAUCUAACUGACAGCAACAACUAAUAUGCAAUGAUUUUAUCUGUAAGCAUUUAAGUAAGGCUCUAGGUUUGUUAGAUUACGAUCCAACUGUAGAUAUAAUUUUGAUUUGUUAUGGGUUUUCUAUAAAUCUACAUGAGUCGGUGAUGGAAAGGUUUAAAUAUUAAAUGUGAUAUAUCGUUGGAUCAUAAUCUAACAGACCAGGAGUCUUGUUUGCAUGAUUGUACAUAAAGUCUGAUUGCAUAUUAGUUGUUGCCCUGACUGACAGCAUGAGAACACGCUGGCUGAUUCAUUGAAUUGCAUCAUUGCAUGCACUUGACGAAGUACAUAUUGAGACAGAUAAGUGAGGUCUCUGGCUCUCUCUGCUCAGAAACAUGCAUCCUGUUUGUAGCAUGUAGUAAAUCUUAGGGACACACCGUGGUGGAGCCUUUGUAAAUCAUACUGUAACAGUAGUCGUUUUCAUCAUGUAAUCGGUAAUGGAUGAAUGGUCCAUGGACAUCCUUCAGUGUCGUUUUCUGUACAAGUCUUUGUUUGCUUCGCCUAUAUAUAUUGUGACCUUUCAUUCUUGA